This is a messenger RNA of Volvox carteri f. nagariensis, 2487 nucleotides long. RefSeq lists its product as uncharacterized. The coding region runs from base 1 to 2487 and encodes 828 amino acids. NCBI's taxonomy places the organism in Eukaryota, Viridiplantae, Chlorophyta, Chlorophyceae, Chlamydomonadales, Volvocaceae. The record is from RefSeq and is a predicted model, not a curated record. Gene Ontology annotation, cellular component: endoplasmic reticulum. Gene Ontology annotation, molecular function: mannosyltransferase activity; protein binding. The transcript is spliced from 11 exons. Gene Ontology annotation, biological process: protein O-linked glycosylation via mannose; endoplasmic reticulum unfolded protein response.
AUGCAGUCGGAGGCAGCCGGUGGAAUUGUAUGCGCCGUCGUCGCUGUCAUUGUGUACUUGAACACCAUCCCUGCGAACUUUGCGUUUGACGACAGCUUCGCUGUGAUUCAUAAUGGCGACGUCACCAACGACUCCAACUCCCUGUGGAGCCUCCUGGUCCAUGACUUCUGGGGUCAGCGCAUCUCCUCCGAACAGAGCCACAAGUCCUGGCGGCCGCUCACGGUGCUCUCCUUCCGGAUGGUUCGGAAGAUCUGGGGGGCGCUGCCGGAGCACUGGCGGAGCAGUGUCGUAGACCGCCGCCUUCGGACCCGGCUGCCGUACGAGGAGGACGAGGCAGCCAAGCGGGGUCUGGACCCGCUGCUAUUCCACGUCAGCAAUGUGGUGGUGCACGCGGUGGUGAGCGCGGCCGUGUGCAGGUUGUCGUACUACUUACUGCGGCUACGUUGGCGUCCGAGGCCGCUACUGUUACUGGCGAGGACGCCGGGGCCGCCGCCGGAGGAAACACGCCCAAGACGGCGGAGUUGGGAGCAGCAGCAGCGGGAGCAGCAGCAGCAGCAGCGGGUGCAACACGUGUCAAGACUAAGGGCCCAACGACCCACCUCCUCCGACGGCGACGCAGCCGCCGGAGAAACCCCGAAGGUGGGGAACAGCAGCUGGGCAUUGGGGGCGGAGGAGGCAAGCGCUCGGCAAGUCGGUCUUAGGCAGCGCCGGAAGCCGGCGGCCGCCGCCGCGGCGCCAGGUGUGCCGCCGCUGCCUAGCGUACCCAGGAGCGAGCCACGUCAUUGUCGCUGGGACGAAACUGCGGCAGAGCCGGAGACACGCGCUCGCCUCCAGCGGCGGCUGCACAUCCCCGCCUGGUUCAGCGGUUUGGCGUUUGCCGUACAUCCCGUACACACAGAGGCGGUGGCGGGAGUGGUGGGCCACGCGGAGCUGCUGUGCGCCGCGCUGGCCGUACCUGCCGUGAUGUUGUACGUGGGCGCUGCUCAGGCCGCUGCGACGUCUCGUGCCACUGGGCGGUGGACCCGUGGGUCGGUGGCGGCGCACUGGGCCGCCGUCACUGCUGCCGCGGCGCUGGCGGCCGCUGCGGCGCUCGCCAAGGAGAUUGGCAUUACAGUGCUGGGCUGCAUGCUGGCCGCGGACGUCCUGCUCGUCCCAUUGGUGGUCGUACAAUCGUAUGCCGAGAAUUGUACGACACGGCCGGCGGCCUGGCGACGGCUUCUUCGUUUGUUGUCUUGGGCAGUAGUGGAGGAGCCAAAAUUGCUGCGAAUGUCAAUGUUGGCGGCUGUGGGGGCUGGCUACGUCCGGUUCCGUAGCUGGGUGGCUGUGGACCAGCUAGUCCGAAUCUACCGUAAGGUUGAGAACCCCAUUGCCUUCUCCUCAUCCCCAAUGGAGAGAGUGUUAACCACCGGCUACCUACAUGCCAGAUACGCGGGGCUGUUGCUGUGGCCGCAACAUCUGGCAGCCGACUGGUCCUUCGAAUGCGUGCCCAUGGUGGCGCAGCUCGCCGACCCGCGGAACGCCCUCACGACGGUGCUGUACGCGGGUAUGACGGCGGUGGUGCUGGCGGCGAGACCCUGGAGUGUGCUGGCGACAUGGCGCCGCGCCGCCGCCGCGCCGGCAGAGGCGAUACGGCCGGCACGCGCCUUGCAGCCGCCGUCGGCAGCAGCGGCGGCGGCGGCGGGAGACGAUGAUGAUGAUGAUGAUGAUGAUGAUGAUCAGCAGCAGCAGCAGCAGCAGCAGCAGCGGCAGACAAGAUCGUGUGAGGAAGGCGGCGGGGAAGUAGAUGUUGGCACUGCCAAGGAUGCUGAUGCUGAGGGUGCUGAUGCUGCUACGCGAUUGUGGGCGGCUCGCUGGCGGCUGUUCGUGCUGACGGGUCUAUUGGUGGGGCCUUUCUUCCCGGCCUCCAACGUGCUGUUCUAUGUGGGCACAUUCAUAGGUGAGCGAAAGCUUGGGGGGCGAGCGGCUACUGUACCUUCCCUCCAUCGGUUUCUGCCUUCUGGUUUCGGAGCUGCUGUCUACAAUGCUGACGCGGACAGCCGAGGGCCGGGAGGGGGCAGAGGAGGAGCUGCACGGCUUUCGGGGCCGUGUGCUGACCGUAGGAGCAAUGCGGGGUACAGCAGCCAGAGAAAAGCUGCCGUGACAGCGAGCAGGGCGGUGAGGAAACUCACCUACGCUUUCACGGCUGUCGUACUUGUGUUGUACGCCGUACGCACAUGGGACCGAAACUGGGACUGGAGUACGGAAGAGGCGCUGUUCGAGUCCGCUGGCAAGGUGUGUCCGGGCAGCGCCAAGGUGCAGCUCAACCUCGGCAUCCUGGAGCGGCGCAGAGGCGACCUGCAAGCCGCGCUGCGGCACUUCAAGGCGGCCAAGUCCAUCGAGCCUGGCUACUGCGAACCCAGCUACUGGAUCGGAAUUUCAUUGAUCAACGCGGUACCGAUGCUCGUACGGGGGCUCGAACCCCGGACCUGCGGCUUGCUCGAUGCAUAA